UAAUUAAGAGCUGAACUACUUACAUUGAUAUUAAGUAUACGGUACUAAAGUGAUUAACUUUGAUAUUUUCACAUGAAGAAAACUGACCUUUUGGCCUCAGUGCACAAUUUAAAUUCGAUACAUUAUAAAUGUUCUUGAGAUGUUCCGUUCUAACUCUUUAUUAGGUUAUCAUUGAAUCGAUCUUUUGAACGUCGAUCUCUUCCGAUUUUUCUUCUUCAAAAAUCGAUUAACUUUUGCUACUCUUUCUUGGUUAAAAUCCCUUUCUGAUACAACUUUUCUUUGAUUGUUUCAACUGUUUCUUAUUCAUUUUUUCUGUCAUCUUAAAUGCGAAAACAUCAUGUCAGAUUAUCGUUUAAGUUUAUCUAGUUGCUACAACUCUGUCUACUUUGGUGUUCAUGGAUUUCUCUGUGAGCAAUUUUGUUUAAUUUCAGAACGUAUUAAGUUUUUUCAGUUGUCAACAUCAGAAGGAUCUCGUUUUAAUAUCACCAUUCCACUCAUUCAUAUACAUCGAGCUUAUUUUGACUAUGAAAGGAUGAUUAUUUUUCAACACUGGUCUUAGAAAUUGUUCCUGAAUCUGCAAGCUUAAUAAGAGAAGCACUAAAAAUAGACCCGAAACAAAGUGAUUACACAGAAGGAACCAUUCUUGUUGGUGUUCGAUUAUACAAUGAAAAGGGAGACCUUGAAUCCUUAUUUGAAGACAGUUUUUCCUCCUUUAAUUCAGUUAUAUGGAGACUUGAGAUGACUCCGUGUCGAAGAGUCAAGAAAUACUUAGGUUUUAUUAACAAUUGUUCUCAGCGAUCAUCAUCAACAUGGCGGCCGAAUGUUUCAAAGCCAAAAUCAACCAGUUCCAUCAUUGAAAUCGAUCGUGACGAUCCUACUGAAAACCAGUUUCGCUUAAAAGGCUCAAAAUCAACUAAAGAUGAUCUUCUCUUCAGAUAUCCACCCGAUAGAACUGAACGUAUCUCAAUUCGCCUAUCGGAUCUUUCUUGUUUGGACGAAGGGCAACAUGUAAAUGAAACAAUCUUAGGUUUCUAUCUCAAGUACAUCGAGAGAAACUUAACAGCAUCAGACAUCGCCCAAAGAAGCUACAUAUUUAGUGUAUUUUUCUAUCACAAGCUCACCCAAAGAAUGCGAAAGGCUCAAACUCUGGAUAGCAAAUUAGUAUUUGAUCGAUGCUACAAAGGAGUAAAAAAUUGGACUAAAAAUGUCAAUAUCUUCCAUAAAGAUUUUAUAAUCAUGCCAAUUAACAAAUCUGGUCAUUGGUUUUUGGUAAUCAUAUGUUAUCCAAGAAAAGUGCCAUCGAUGAAUGAGAUUCUACCUAAUGAAAUCGAAAAAAGUCCCAAAAGACCUUGUAUACUUUUCAUGGACUCAGCUCAAAUAGUUAAUAGCGAGCUUGCAUUUUCCGAACCAAUAAGACACUUUCUAACUAAAGAAUGGGAAUCAAAUCAAACGUCAAAGAAAAACUUCAGUAAAAGUUCAAUGCCUGAUAUUUAUCUCAAAUUACCUAAGCAAAUUAACGACUUCGACUGUGGACUUUAUGUACUACAAAAUAUUGAAAAUUUCUUAAUAAAUCCUGAUUGUCUACUUGAAAGAAUUUGCAAAGAUCCUGCUUACAAUCUGGAAGAUUGGUUUUCUCUUUCUCAUGUCUCUUCUAAACGACGAACAAUCAAAAAUUUGAUCGAACAAAAGUGUAAAUAAGGAGAUUAAGAUUUUAAAUGAUAAUCACUGAUAAUAAUUGCUGAUGAGAACAGAAGAUGAUAUAAUGCAUAAACAAUUAUGCUACGAAUCAAUCGUGAACUGAUAGCGUUUUCAAGAGAGAAGUUUGAAGAAAAAAGUUUUCAAAAAUCCAUUCGUUGCUCUAUCAAAGUUGUUAUUUUGCAAUCCAACGAGUUUAUUAAAUUGGCGAGAAAA
Panonychus citri (citrus red mite) is the source of this 1911-nucleotide messenger RNA. Its product is annotated as sentrin-specific protease 6-like. Gene Ontology annotation, cellular component: nucleus; cytoplasm. The transcript has 7 exons. Bases 739 to 1698 code for a protein of 319 amino acids. Gene Ontology annotation, molecular function: SUMO-specific endopeptidase activity. NCBI's taxonomy places the organism in Eukaryota, Metazoa, Arthropoda, Arachnida, Trombidiformes, Tetranychidae. Gene Ontology annotation, biological process: protein desumoylation. The record is from RefSeq and is a predicted model, not a curated record.